This is a messenger RNA of Exophiala bonariae, 834 nucleotides long. RefSeq lists its product as uncharacterized. The record is from RefSeq and is a predicted model, not a curated record. Bases 1 to 834 code for a protein of 277 amino acids. Lineage: Eukaryota; Fungi; Ascomycota; Eurotiomycetes; Chaetothyriales; Herpotrichiellaceae. The transcript has a single exon.
AUGCCAUCUUUCACGGUUAGUGAUGGAACCAACAUCUACUACAAAGACUGGGGUAAUAAAGAUGCAAAAGGGACUGUCGUCUUUUCACAUGGAUGGCCAUUGAACAGCGAUAAUUGGGAGAAUCAGAUGUUCUACCUGGCCAAUCGCGGUUAUCGUGUCGUUGCCCAUGAUAGACGAGGCCAUGGGCGUUCUGACCAGCCUUGGACUGGCAACAAUAUGAACACCUAUGCGGAUGAUCUUCUCCAACUCAUUGAGCACCUCGAUUUGAAGGAUGUCAUGCUGGUGGGCCACUCGACUGGUGGAGGUGAAGUCGCGAGAUUUCUCGGCCGACAUGGCUCAAGCAGAGUCCAGAAAGCUGUCUUAGUCAGCGCGAUCACCCCAUUUCUACUCAAGACUGAGGACAAUCCGAAAGGUACGCCGAUCGAGGUAUUCGAUUCCUUCCGCGCGGCAAUCGAGAAAGACAGGGCUCAAUUCUUCAUUGACGUCGCCUCCGGGCCUUUCUUCGGAUUCAAUCGCCCAAGCGUCAAGGCCAGCCAGGGUCAAAUCUGGAGCUGGUGGCAGCAAGGAAUGAUGACCGGCAUCCGAGGUGCACACGAAUGUGUUGAAGUCUUCUCCAAGACAGACAUGCGUGAGGACUUGAAGCGCAUUGACAUACCAGUCUUGGUCCUUCAUGGUGACGAUGAUCAGAUUGUACCAUUUGAGGGUAGUGCACCCGAGGUCAUGAAAUUGCUUAAGAAGGGAACGUUGAAGGUUUUUGAAGGAGCUUCGCAUGCUUUGCCUAACAUGAAUAUCGAUGGAGUCAACCACGAAUUGUUGGCUUUCCUUGCAGCAUAA